UAAUUCAAACCGAUAUCAGUCCCGUUCACGGCCGAACCGGCGCUGACCAGGCCUACCUAGCUGUAGUUGAGAAACAUUGUAGUUUUGGCGGGAAUAACUUAAUCCCCAAUUCUCACGGGAAACGAAACCCUAGCUAGCACUCUGUAUAGAGAGAAAGAAGAGUUGAAGAGAGAGAGAGAACCAAUCGAGGAAGGGCAAUGGGAAAAGACGAUGAGGAAAUGAGGGGAGAGAUAGAGGAGAGGCUCAUAAACGAAGAAUACAAAAUAUGGAAAAAGAACACUCCUUUUCUUUACGAUCUGGUCAUCACCCAUGCCCUCGAGUGGCCCUCCCUUACCGUCGAGUGGUUACCAGACCGCGAGGAGCCUCCUGGUAAGGAUUACUCCGUACAGAAGAUGAUUCUUGGCACCCACACCUCCGAGAACGAGCCCAACUACCUCAUGCUUGCCCAGGUCCAGCUUCCCCUCGAUGAUGCCGAAAACGAUGCCCGUCAAUACGAUGACGACCGCUCUGAUUUUGGUGGCUUCGGAGCUGCCAACGGCAAGGUCCAAAUAAUUCAGCAAAUCAAUCACGAUGGAGAGGUUAACAGGGCUCGUUAUAUGCCUCAAAACCCUUUUAUUAUUGCCACCAAAACUGUUAGUGCUGAAGUUUAUGUCUUUGACUACAGCAAACACCCAUCUAAGCCCCCUCUUGAUGGUGCUUGUACUCCUGAUUUGAGAUUGAGAGGCCACAGCACUGAAGGUUAUGGUUUAUCUUGGAGCAACUUUAAACAAGGUCACUUGCUUAGUGGUUCUGAUGAUGCUCAAAUUUGCUUGUGGGACAUCAAUUGCACUCCUAAGAGCAAGUCCCUCGAUGCUAUGCAGAUUUUUAAGGUUCAUGAAGGUGUUGUAGAAGAUGUUGCAUGGCAUCUGAGACAUGAAUACUUAUUUGGCUCUGUUGGGGAUGAUCAAUACCUGCUUAUUUGGGAUCUCCGAACUCCAGCAAACACAAAGCCUGUCCAAUCAGUAGUUGCUCACCAGAGUGAGGUUAACUGCUUAGCUUUUAAUCCUUUCAAUGAAUGGGUUGUUGCAACGGGAUCCACUGACAAAACUGUCAAGUUAUUUGAUAUACGGAAAAUCAACACAGCGCUUCACACAUUUGACUGUCACAAGGAGGAGGUUUUCCAAGUUGGUUGGAAUCCAAAGAAUGAAACUAUCUUAGCUUCUUGUUGCCUUGGUAGAAGGCUUAUGGUGUGGGAUCUUAGCAGGAUUGAUGAAGAACAGACACCAGAGGAUGCUGAAGAUGGCCCUCCAGAGUUGCUUUUUAUUCAUGGUGGCCACACAAGUAAAAUAUCAGAUUUUUCAUGGAAUCCUUGUGAAGACUGGGUCAUUGCAAGUGUGGCUGAAGAUAACAUCCUUCAGAUAUGGCAAAUGGCAGAGAAUAUAUACCAUGACGAAGAUGACAUACCAGGAGAUGAAUCCACCAAAGGAUGCUAGUGUAUUUUCCAAUUCUUUGGGAGCCUGGGGUGGUGGAUAAAUGUCAAUUAUAAAACAGGCACCUUGGGAAUAUUUUUUUUUUUAAACCCCUGUUUUUGAAUCUGACAUCCAAUAUUUUUGUUGGCUCCCUGGUUAGCGCAUUGAAAGCCUAUGUUUGAGCUGGAAGCAUGGUGACCUAUAGUAUUUUUAUAUGUCGGACUUGGUUUUCUAUUUGCAUUCACAUCCUGGAAUUAAUGGUAUGCAUUUACUAUUUAGUGAAAACACGAGCAUCUGUUAUGAUUA
Hevea brasiliensis (rubber tree) is the source of this 1754-nucleotide messenger RNA. Its product is annotated as WD-40 repeat-containing protein MSI1. Gene Ontology annotation, molecular function: histone binding. The coding region runs from base 198 to 1472 and encodes 424 amino acids. Gene Ontology annotation, biological process: regulation of gene expression. The transcript has 6 exons. Gene Ontology annotation, cellular component: nucleus. The record is from RefSeq and is a predicted model, not a curated record. Lineage: Eukaryota; Viridiplantae; Streptophyta; Magnoliopsida; Malpighiales; Euphorbiaceae.